AUAAUAAAAUCCUGCCGCACCAGGAAGUGUCUCUCCUGCUGGGCUGCUGACAGCGUUGUCAGUCGGGUGUAACUCGCCAUAACGCCGGUAGUUUCCGCUUUAGCUGUGCGUACAACAGGCAGAGUAUCGAAGCGUCCAAAAAAUAAAUGAGUCGCAUUGCCCCUCAUUUUAUAGUUUUGUUGUUCAGUCAUUUUAAGAGAAGACUUAAUUGCCUGUGUGAACUUUGAGGCAGUUAAAUGAGAAAGUGUAAUGAAAUCAAACAACCUUUAUUAGAGCCUGAAUCUCCUUGUUGGACUCAGCACUUCCUGUUGCAAAGUCUUGAUAGUUACUGCUUCUGUGACUGAAAAAAUUUCAGAAAACAGGAGAAUUCAAAAGGAGUUAGUAUUCUAGUAUUAGUAGUCAGUAUUUAGAGACUGAUUACACUUACACUAGGCGUUUUUUAAGCCAACUUUAUUUGUAACAGGUGGAGGACGUGUACGGUGACAAACUUGGUGCUGGGAACAUUUAACCAUCAAUUACAGAGGAAACGAGAAGAAUUGAAAUGUUUAAAUAAUAUACAUUUAACUAGAGAAAAUUUAUGUUUUAGUUUAUUCCACAAUGAAUGAAUCUUAAAGAUUUGGAGCCCAGCCAAUCGAGAAGGAUUUUAAGAAGUCUCGGAUUGUAUGGUUUGGAAAUGUUUUCUUAAAAAUUGUUGCUAGCUGAUCGUGUCACAAAUAUAAAACAGGAGCUUGUUGCAUCUACGUGUCCAUGCGUUGCUUUAAACACUGCUGCUGCAAAGAAUUGUGGGACAGUAUUCUCUCCUUUCCUUUCAUAAAGGAAGACCCAGUGUCUCCUCUGCUAAAGGUGAUAAGAUAUAAAGCAUCUUAACAUUUAGAGAAUUCGACCAGCUCUUAUCAUGGCUCCCACUGAGAUACUUCAGGACCUUCCUAAGCAAAAAGGACUGUUUGACUGCAGACUUAAUCUUUUCUUCUGCAUUUUAUCACUAAAUUCGUAAACCAUUGAAGAGGUGGGCUUCCUGUUCGGUCUAUCUUAGAAGCGAAUCCCAGACAAGUCCGGGCUGCUUCACAGGAAAACUCCCCGCACUGAUCUUUCCGUCUUUUUCUCGUCGAUCUAAUCCUGAGAAAACCCUUAGUGUUUGGUACAAACAGAGUCCCGCGAGUUUUGGUAGAAACUCUGCUUUUAUUCAUGUUUUGAAUGUUCUCUGCCAAGUCAAACAAGUGGAACAUAGUGUUGCAGGAAAUGUGCAGGAGGAGGGAAUUAAACAUGACAGCUUCUUCCAAUAUCAAUAUACAACAACACGUCUUCUAGGGAUGGAAGUUCACAAGGUGUCGAGGUGGUUUGGUAGACGACGCUGCUGCAGAGUGAUCGCUUCGUCUUGUAAGUUACACUCUGUAAAUACGUGUCUGGACUAUCGCAUCUUUUCCGAAAACAUUCAAGUCAGGCAAACAGUUCGUCUUUUAGGUGAUUAAACAGCCGUAUCACAUUUACAUUUUUCUUUCGGUCGCUCCAGGACUUGUGAAUGUGUUUAACAGAGGUCGUGAUUUAUCAGAACACAUUGGCAUUGCACAUUAUUUAUUUAAAUGUAUUUUUAAAGGGGUUUUUUGUGAAUAAGGAGCAUAUUUGUUUAGAUCUUAACGUGACUGAGGGCUUUGAAGCAACUGAAUUAUGAAAUUAUGAAUUUAUGAAAUGUCAGAGUUUUGCCCAGAAAUGUUAGCACAUUGUUUUGCUGUCAGCUGCUUUUUUCUCUUCUGUUUUUCCUGUUUUUAUUUAUUCAAAUUGAUUAAAUCCAGAUUCUCUUGGGGGGAGAUUUGUGCGAAUGGAAAACACUGCCAACUGUGUCUGAAAUCUGAGAAUCACUGAAAGAUGUCUGAAAAAUUAUAAUUAUUUUUGGCAGGUUUCAUUACUGUAGUCAGUUUCAGAGGUGACUUUAGAUUAGUGAACACUGAUACAGUUUAGAUACUGUAAUGACAUUGUCAGGCUAAAACAGGAAAUGAAAAUGGACGUGCUUCUGUAACGGAAAAACUGGGUUUUUUUAUAAUCCAACUCUUCUUCCUGAGACUCCUGAGUAUUUUUUAACCCGGGCCUUACUUUCUCAUGUUUUUGGGUGUAAAUGAUAAUAAUGAUGAUAAGGACAAAAAUCAGAGUAUAACUGCUGCAGCACUGAGCAAGAGCGGUGAACAGCUGCUGCAAUUUAAACCAAUGGACAAUUGUCCACAUCAAUGGACGUCCACUGACAGGCUCAGAUUGUUAUUGUUAUAGCAUCUGACAAAAUUAUGGAGAGGAUUCCUACAGAGAUAGACCUUUUUAUUAAAGAGUAAGAUCCUUUUUGUUUAGUCAGAAACAGCUGUUUUAUCACUACCAGACUUCAUUGAUAAAAUCAGCAAUUCUACCAAACAGGAAAACCAGAGUUGCUGCAAUACCACUGCCUCGAUCUGUUUGUUUGUGUUAUUGUGUGACUUUCAGUGGUAGAAGAAGUAUUCAGAUCCUUUACAUAAGUAGAAAUACCACACAAUAACACAAACAAAACAACUGAUGGAGGCAGUGGCACGCCAACAGCUCUUGCGUUCUUCUUGGUAAAAUUGCUGUUUUUGUCAAUGGAGUCUGGUACUGAUGUUUCUGGUUAAACAAAAAGGAUCUUCCUCUUUAAUAAAAAGCUCUGUCUCUGUAGGAAUCCUCUCCAUAAUGUUGUCAGACACUUAUAAUAACAAUCUGAGUCUGUCCGUGGCAAAAACAAACACUUUAGUGGACGCCAUUGACGUGGACGAUUGUCCAUUGGAUUACAUUGCAGCAGCUGUUCACAGUGUCCAGGUACACUGUUUUUGCUCAAUACUGCAUCGAUAUCAUUUGCACAAGAAUUUAAAGCAGUUAAAAAGCAGUGAGCAGUUUAGUGAGGAAAAUAGAGGCUCUUCACAUUAUAUAACAAAUUGAAGCAAAAUUCAUGUAUCUUCCCAAAAAACGAUUAAAAUCAGAUUGUGGUUUGUCUCAGCAGCUCUGCUUUUUACUGCUUUCCACUGCGUCGCCCUGAAUCAACCAACUGAAAACUACAUUUCAUAAUCUUCAGUCUGGCCAUCCUCCCUUUUUUAAACUUUCCAAAGUGUUAAAAUGACUCAGUUUCUCUUGAGAACAGAGCAGUGGAACUUCCCCAGUUUUCCAGCCAGCAGCACAGAUAACAAGAAACUCUGCAGUAACACAGCUACUGUAUCACUUAAUUAUAGCACUGUGAUCACCGCUGGUCCUCGUAUUAAGUCUGUUUUAAUACACAACGUGCUUAAGUUUAUUCCACUAUAUGUAAUUAACACAUAAAAUCAAACAAUAUUUGAUUUGUGACACUUGUCACUUUCAGUUUUAUUUCCCACGACGACGUGAUUUUUCUUUCACUUUGUGCGCUUACAGCUUGUAUGACGUGAAAAAGUGAUUAUUGUGUGCGCAUGCAUGUUUUCUAUGCCGAGGCGUAAAAAUCUCCUUCAACACAAGCUCUUUGCACACGUGUGUGUCCAUUCAGAGAAGUAAAAAAGCUGCCCUCAUUUGUACAAUCCAAUGAAGUUUGUUAACUGGAAGGAAAAUGGAUGUUUUGAUGAAAGCAGUGCUAUCAAACGAUUAAAGGACUAUUUGCUUACUUGGUUUUCUUUUACUGAUGCCUUUAUUACAACUGUAACGAGACACAUUUCACAUUAUUUAAGUGUGAUAAGUCCCAAUUUAAUGGCUUUAAUGCAUCCAUUGACUAAUUAUGCAUUAACUGUUUUACCUUAAAAUAACAGCUUAUAAUAAUGCAGAACUGUAAAGGAGUUAAAAAGACGUAGAAGUAAUUAAAUAUCCCAUGAGGAAACUCAAUAUCCAAACUAAAACAUCAAGAAUUCUGAAUGGAGUUUGGUGCAUUUUUUGCAUUUUGGAGCAUUUGUGCUCCAGAAGCCGGGGAUCGUGGGUAAAACCCAGUGUUUGAAAAUGUUUUGGCUUCUGUUUCUCCACUUAUUUUCCAGGCUUUUCCUUUAAUUUGUCACCCGUCUGUAACACAACCCUGUUUUUCAAGCUGUGCUGUUAAUAAUUACUAUAAUUAAUAAACUGCUGAAUCUGCCCGUUGCCACUGCUGGACAAAGUUCCCCCAAUCCCACCUCUCUGGCUCGUACAUCAGUCAGCCAGAGGUAUAGUACUUCAUUUCUUGUAGCUGAGUUUAGGUGUUUUUUUGGCUGCAGAUAAAUCAAAAGCAGGUUGUAGUUUACUUAAGUGUUUUCAGGCAGAAGUGGAGCCAUGGAGAAACCCUCGUCAGACAAGGUGACCAUCAACAACCCGGCGGACAUCACCAUCAUCAUUGUAUAUUUCAUCAUGGUCAUCGGAGUCGGCGUUUGGUCCAUGUUUCGGACCAACCGUGGGACAGUUGGAGGAUAUUUCCUUGCAGGACGGACGAUGACCUGGUGGCCGGUCGGUGCGUCUCUGUUUGCCAGCAACAUCGGUAGUGGUCACUUCGUGGGUUUGGCCGGCACCGGGGCAGCUAGCGGCAUCGCUGUGGGAGGGUUUGAGUGGAACGCUCUGUUCAUCGUGCUGCUGCUGGGCUGGCUGUUCGUACCUGUCUACCUCACAGCUGGGGUGAUCACGAUGCCCCAGUACCUGAAGAAGAGGUUCGGUGGGACCAGGAUAAGCCUCUACCUCUCUGUUAUCUCGCUGUUCCUCUACAUUUUCACCAAGAUCUCAGUGGACAUGUUUUCAGGAGCUGUGUUUAUUCAGCAGGCUUUAGGGUGGAACAUCUACGUCGCUGUCAUCGCCCUUCUGUUAAUAACAGCCGUGUACACCGUUACAGGUGGCCUGGCUGCUCUAAUGUACACCGACACCGUUCAAACCAUUGUCAUCAUUGCCGGGGCCUUCGUCCUCACUGGCUUCUCCUUUGCUGAAGUCGGAGGCUACAGCACUCUGCUUGACAAAUACCAUUCUGCCACGCCCAGGAAUUUCUCCUCCAUGGACCCCCAGCGCUACAACAUCUCCCCCCAGUGCUACACCCCUAGACCGGACGCCUUCAGCCUGCUGAGGGACUCGACCACGGGCGACCUGCCCUGGCCUGGGGUGUUGUUUGGGAUCGCUAUAGUGGGCGGGUGGUACUGGUGCACAGACCAGGUGAUAGUGCAGCGGUGCCUCGCAGCUCGAAGUCUGACCCAUGUGAAGGCCGGCUGCAUCAUGUGUGGCUACCUCAAACUGCUGCCCAUGUUCCUCAUGGUGUUCCCCGGCAUGAUCAGCAGGGUCCUCUACCCGGAUGAGGUCGGCUGUGUCGUACCUGAGGUGUGUAAGCAGGUGUGUGGGACGGAGGUGGGCUGCUCCAACAUCGCGUAUCCUAAACUGGUGGUGUCGGUCAUGCCCGACGGUCUGCGAGGCCUGAUGCUGGCCGUGAUGUUGGCCGCCCUCAUGUCCUCCCUGGCCUCCAUCUUUAACAGCAGCAGCACCCUGUUCACGAUGGACAUCUGGACUCGCAUCAGACCACAGGCCACAGAGAGGGAGCUCAUCAUCGUGGGCAGAGUCUGGGUGCUGUGCAUCGUAGCCAUCAGUAUCUGUUGGAUCCCGGUCGUCCAGGCAGCUCAGAGUGGUCAACUGUUCGAUUACAUCCAAUCGGUCUCGAGCUACCUGGCCCCCCCCAUCGCCUCAGUCUUCCUCCUGGCUGUGUUUGUUAAGAGGGUCAAUGAGACGGUGAGAUGGAUUUAUCACAUCAUGUUAAUUAUUAGUUAUCAGAAACACACAACGUUUCAUGUUUUCAUCUCCCUUCAGGGAGCUUUCUGGGGCCUGAUGGGAGGUCUGGCGAUGGGUCUGUGUCGGAUGUUACCUGAGUUCUGGUUUGGUACUGGCAGCUGUAUUUUCCCCUCUAACUGUCCUUUCCUGGUGUGUGGGAUCCACUACCUCCACUUCGCGAUCAUACUCUUCUUCUGUACGUCAGUGCUGGUGCUGCUGGUCAGCUACUGCACCGAGCCCAUCGACGACCAACAUCUCCAUCGUCUGGUGUUCAGUCUUCGCCACUCGAAAGAGGAGAGGGAGGAUUUAGACUGGGAGCAGGAAGAGAAAGGGAGAAGAGCCCGGGAAGAGGCUCAGGAGAGGGCGAGGCAGAGAAACAACGGCGAUGCAGUGGCAGAGGAGGAGGAAAAGUCUGGUAUCCGGCGCCUGGUUGGACGUCUCUGUGGAGGGGGCAGCGGCAGCUCCCAGGACCAGGAGGAAGCACCUGAGGCAGCGGAGCAGAUGCCUGAUAUAAGUGAGGACCCGGUGUGGAAGUACAUUGUGGAUGCUAAUGCUAUCAUCAUGAUGGCUGUAGCAGUUUUUAUGUGGGGUUACUACGCUUAACAGAGUCCAGAGCUUAACGUCGAUGUUACAAUGUAAAUUUUUAUCUUCGUUAAAUUGGGUUUAACCACUUUGGUGCAUGAUACAGUCAUAGAGAUAAAUGCAGUAGUGCUGCCAUCUGGUGGUAAUGUCUUGACACUACACAAAUAACAUGAUCUCAUCUCCAAAAAGGUUCAAAAUAGACAUGUAGUCUCACUUCUCUUUAGAGCACGUUUAAAUACCAUAUGUAAUGCAGAGUCUAAAACUGUUUUAUCAGGUUACAGCACCAUUAUUAUCUACUGUUACAACCUGAUUUAAUUACAAACUCAGUCCUAACCUGCUGCUAGCUCUGAAAUAAAAGGUGUGAGACAAAAUUAAAAUUUGGAAACCGGAUAAAAUGUAAACUUAAUAAAGACUCAAGUAGCUCGA
This is a messenger RNA of Lates calcarifer (barramundi perch), 6714 nucleotides long. It is a transcript of the gene slc5a2, whose product is annotated as solute carrier family 5 member 2. Bases 4246 to 6309 code for a protein of 687 amino acids. Gene Ontology annotation, molecular function: D-glucose:sodium symporter activity. Gene Ontology annotation, biological process: transmembrane transport; sodium ion transport. The transcript is spliced from 14 exons. The record is from RefSeq and is a predicted model, not a curated record. Gene Ontology annotation, cellular component: plasma membrane. NCBI's taxonomy places the organism in Eukaryota, Metazoa, Chordata, Actinopteri, Centropomidae.